AUGUCGAGUCGUACUCUACGGUCAAAUCGGUCAGGCAAACCGAGCCAUGGUGUUGGUGUGAAAGAUAGUGUGAAUAGUGGUGUUCAAGUGGUGGUCACGGAAGAUCCGGAGGAGUCUCACCCCGGGCGGACAUGCCAAGUGUGCCGAGGAGUUGACACGGAGGAAAUGGUGCAAUGCGACGACUGUCUGAAAUGGCAUCACUUCCAGUGUGUGGGAGUAACACAGCAGAUCGAGAAUCAUCCUUGGAGUUGUGCCAAAUGCGGAAAAGCGAAAGGUGUCCGGGAACCAAAUUCGACUGCUCAUCGAGGAAGCGGUAAUCCAUCAAUGCAGGUGGCUGAGGCAGAAUUGAAUCCGUUGUCUGCACUAUCACACCAGCAGUUCCCAGCCCAGUCGCAGACGAUCACGGCAGCGCUGAAUUCGACAGCGAAUCACCCUAUUCAACCGAACGAUGAGAAUCAAACCCCGUUCGUGACUUCCUUGCGAUGGGUAGUGAAUACGAGCAGACAACCGUCUAGGAAUGCUUCAGUUUCAUCGGGGCGUUCCUCGCAGGCGCUCGCUAAGCUCAAACUGCAAAAACUGGAGGAGCUGAGGAGUAUUGAGCGGCGUGAGGCAGAGCAGCAACGAGCAAUUAUAGCGGAUGAAGCGAAGAAAGAAAAGGUGUUUCUUGAGCAGAAGUACCAGUUACUGGAGCAAGCUAUGUCUGAAAGUGGUUCUUCUAUGGACGAUGCAGUUAGCAGAACAGAACAUUGGGUGGCGAGUACGAGCGGUCAUCGAAGCCAGUCAAGACAGCUGGGCAUGGUGAACCAAUUUGAUCUAACUGAGCGGUUGAGUAAAGUACAGCUUGCCCGCCCGAAUAGUAUACGCAACGGCAGUAGCCGCUCAUCAUUACCUGAGCCAAAUCCACCGGAUCCAUUUCCAGUACCGGAAUCCUUGCGAACUUGUUCCGUAGAACCGCCUGCUUCAGACGGAAGAAUGCGGCAGUUGGAAUCUCAACCAAUCAGCUCCCACGAGGUCCCACGUCGAGUGUCGAUAGCACAUAUUUCUCAUUCUGGGGCACGCGGUGUAUUACUGCCCGGUCAAUCGCUGGAUGCACCGCGACCGGUGUUACAAACAGCACAACGAGAUCAACCACGAGAUUAUGUAUCGCAUUUCCCAGAACCAGAUGCGAGUCGUCAGUUUUCUCGAAAUGUACCGACUCCGGGGUAUCAACAGUUCGUUCCACAUCCGAACCAAUCGCAAGCUUAUCUACCGAACCCUCCUCUUUCAUCUACCAUGCGGGCUUCUCAUGUCUACGAUCAAGAAGAGGAUCCAUGUCCGAUUUCCCGUAAGCAGCUGGCUGCUCGGCAAGCAGUUGCCAAGGAUCUACCUACGUUCUCUGGAAACCCAGAGGAAUGGCCUCUGUUUUUCGCAACCUUCAACAGCACAACAGCAUUGUGCGGGUUUACCAGCGAGGAGAAUAUCGUCCGCCUACAACGAAGCUUGAAGGGCCGCGCGUACGAGGCAGUAAAAAGCAGACUGCUGCAUCCAUCAAAUGUAGGCGGGGUCAUGUCAACUCUGAAGAUGUUGUUCGGGCAGCCAGAGAUAAUUGUACACACUAUGAUGUCCAAAAUAAAUUCUCUUCCGUCACUGAGAGAGGAUAAACUGGAAGCUCUUGUGGACUUCGCCGUUAGCGUUGAAAACUUUUGUGCGACUGUGGAUGCGUGUGGAUUAGAGGAAUAUCUCUACAAUAUCUCCUUUCUCCACCAACUCGUUAACAAGCUUCCCCCAUCGAUAAAGUUGAACUGGGCGCAAUACAGACAGACACUACCGACGGUCAACUUACCGUCUUUCAGUAAUUGGCUAUACUCACUUGCAGAAGCUGCUAGUGCUGUCACCAUUCCGAACAUACCCUAUGAUUCCAAACCGGUUCGUGUCGACCCACGAGUGACAAAAAGGAGCAACUCGUACGUCAAUGCCCACUCUGAGGAUACUUAUCCAGGUAAUCACUCCGCAGCGCCAUCCAAUGCGGAAACUGUAGCCGAUUGCUGCCCAGUAUGUGAAGGAUACUGUAAAUCUAUCGCAAAGUGCAAACGCUUCCUGGAAUUCUCUCGUGACUCCCGCUGGGCAACCGUUCGAGAUCUAGGACUAUGUCGCAGAUGUCUACGUCAGCACAAAGGAUGGUGUCAAGCAAAGGUGUGCGGCAAGAACGGCUGCGAGUUGAAACACCACGAGAUGCUGCACAACGACCAGAAAAGCAUGCAACAAUCGUCCAUCACUUCAAGCAACCAAAACGAACCUUCCCCGACUCAGCAUCCAAAUCCCACACCGCCUCCAAUGCCAAGCUCAUCCGAGCACGGGUGUCAUGCUCAUCAAGUUACAUCUAGUCAAGUUUUAUUCCGCUAUCUACCCAUUGUGCUACAUGGAAAGUACCGGUCCAUUGAAACGUUCGCCUUUCUUGAUGACGGAUCAGAACUCACUUUGCUCGACAAAGAACUAGCGGACGAACUGCAGCUCGAAGGAGAGCCGAUGCCAUUGUGUUUGCACUGGACAGGAGGAGCCACACGUCGAGAGGAAGGAUCAAUGACCGUCAAGCUGGAGGUGUCUGCACAGCAUAACGAAUCGAAACGGUAUCCAAUGACUGAUGUACGAACAGUAGCGGAAUUGCUCCUUCCUUCGCAAACACUUAACCUUCCAGAGCUAUGUGAACGAUUCCCACAUCUCAAGGGUUUGCCUAUCACUUCCUAUCAAGAAGUUCGGCCCAGGAUUCUAAUAGGAAUGAAGGAUCAGCAUUUGAGCUUGAUUAAAAAGAGUCGCGAGGGUGCUCUACACCAACCAGUCGCGGUCAAAACUCGUCUCGGAUGGGCAGUCUGUGGUGGAGGGAAUCAAGAUAACUCCGCAAACCUUGCCCACUCAGUAUUUCACGUAUGCGCCUGCGACUCACCGACGGACGAUAAUCUUCACCAAAAAAUGAAGGAGUAUUUCGCAGUCGACAGCCUAGGUAUUGCUCAACCUAUGAAAACUCUUCGUUCUUCCGAAGAGGAGCGUGCUCUCUCUCUUCUUGAAGCUCGCACAGUAUUCAAGGGAGACCGCUACGAAACAGGCUUACUAUGGCGUCAUGACAAUCCACGUCUACCUGACAGUCUCCCAAUGGCACUCCAACGACUGCAAUGCCUUAAAAAGCGAAUGGAUAAGAACCCAGAGCUCGCCGAAGCUCUCAAUCAGAAAAUUUCCGAUUUCGUCGUGAAGGGAUAUGCUAGAAAGCUUAACGAAGAAGAACUAAGCCGAAAACAUCCACGGAUAUGGUAUCUUCCAAUAUUUCCCGUUAUGAACAUAAAUAAACCUGGAAAGAUCCGAAUGGUCUGGGACGCAGCUGCGACCGCAUACGGUGUGUCUCUGAACUCAGCUUUACUCAAGGGACCCGAUCAGCUUUCCGAGCUCUUCACCAUACUGAUCCAGUUCCGCGAAGGCCGUUUUGCGCUAUCCGGUGACGUGCGUGAGAUGUUCCUGCAAGUGCUUAUGCGUCCAGAGGAUCAGCAAUGCCAACGUUUUCUGUGGUACGACCAGGAUGGAACCCUAUCUGUCUACGUCCUGCAGGUGAUGACGUUCGGAGCGUGCUGUUCUCCAUGCAGCGCCCAAUAUGUUAAGAAUUUGAACGCAGAACGUUUCAAAGGUGACUAUCCGGCGGCUACCGAGGUGAUUCAGAAGCGUCACUACGUCGACGAUAUGUUAGUGAGUGUAGCUACAGAAGAAGAGGCGAUUCAGCUUGCUCAAGAAGUCAAGCAAGUUCACGCAGAAGGUGGGUUCGAGAUCCGCAAUUGGGUUAGUAAUUCCAAGCGUGUCAUCCAGGCAUUGCAAGAGGACCGAACAGAAAAGAAAAAUCUCGACGCGACAUCAGAAAUAUCCCAGGAGAAAGUUCUCGGAAUGUGGUGGUGCACCGAUUCCGACACAUUCACCUACAAAGUAGGAUGGAAUCGGUACGGACAAGCUUUAUUGGAAGGUCAAUACCGUCCAACGAAAAGGGAUAUGUUACGCGUCCUUAUGUCCAUGUUUGACCCGUUAGGGCUAAUCGCUCACUUCCUUAUGUAUCUCAAAAUCGUUCUACAAGAAGUAUGGCGUUCCGGAAUUGGCUGGGAUGACCAAAUCAACGAUGUUAUUUACGAGAAGUGGCAAACGUGGCUUGCAGUAUUGCCGCAAGUCGAACGCACUAGUAUUCCUCGGUGUUAUUUCGGUGGAUUUACAGCUGCCAAUGGAGACGUCCAGCUUCAUACAUUUGUUGACGCUAGUGACAAUGGAAUUGCUGCUGCUUGCUACUUGCGUUCUGUUUAUGACGGUAUCGUGAAAUGUAAUUUGGUGGCCGCUAAAACUAGAGUUGCACCUCUGAAAUUCCUUUCCAUUCCGAGGUUGGAACUCCAAGCAGCAUUAAUAGGUGCGAGACUGGCCCAAACGGUAUCUGCAGCCAUAACGAUUCCGAUUACAUGCCGGGUCUACUGGUCCGACUCACAGGACGUGCUAUUUUGGAUCAAGUCCGAUCACCGCCGCUAUUCACAAUUUGUAGCAUUUCGAGUCAGCGAGAUCCUCGAUACCACCGAGAUGUGCGAAUGGAGAUACGUUCCAACCAACCAAAACGUUGCCGAUGAUGGAACCAAAUGGAAGGGACUACCGGAUCUGACUCCUCUAUCUCGAUGGUUUAUCGGGCCACAGUUCUUGUAUUAUUCAGAAGGGAAUUGGCCCCAAACACCGAAGAGUACCAACACUGCCGAUUUGGAGCUUCGUCCGAGUGUGAUGUCACAUUUCUUGGCGCUGAAUUCUUUAAUUAACGUCGAUGAAUACUCCAGUUGGGACCGGAUAAUCAAAGUCGUCGCUUUACUCCACCGCUUUGCUUGCAACUGCAAACUGAAGAUCCAAAGAAAACCAAAAAGGAUCGGGCCCAUUUCGAACUCGGAAUACAAAGUUGCCGAAUCAUACCUCUUACGUCAAGCUCAACACGAAACCUUUCCUGAUGAGAUAGUACAUCUUACAAGAUCACAGGAAAGUGUUGAGCCACCUAUUUCCACAAUUCCUAAAUCAAGUCCUCUUUACCGGAAAUCUCCAUGGCUGGACAAAUCCGGAAUAUUGAGGAUGCGUGGCCGGAUAACUGCUUGCGACUACGCAACCGAGGAUGCAAAACACCCAAUAAUACUUCCCCGUGACCACCAUACCACAAAGUUAAUUGUUUCACACUAUCACCAAAAGUUCCACCAUCAGAACCACGAGACCGUUAUUAACGAAAUCCGCCAGAAAUUCAGCAUUCCGCAUCUGCGCUCGACCUAUACCAAAGUGAGAAAUAACUGCCAACGUUGCAAAAACGAUCGUGCUGUUCCAAGAGUGCCCAUCAUGGCCGACCUGCCUGUAGCACGCCUGGACGCAUUUACUCGCCCGUUCACGCAUGUUGGUGUCGACAUGUUCGGGCCGUACGAGGUUGUUACCGGUCGUCGAGUAGAAAAACGUUGGGGAUUGCUUGCCACUUGCCUCACGAUCCGUGCGAUUCACAUAGAAGUUGUGCACUCCCUCAGCACGGAUUCGUGCAUCAUGGCCUUGCGCAAUUUUAUUUCACGAAGGGGUAAGCCACGGACCUUCUAUAGUGAUCGCGGUACCAACUUUAUCGGUGCAAAGCGAGUACUUCAAGAAACAGAAUGUGUCGUCAACGAAGAAAAGCUGAUGAAGGAGUUCGUGGAUACCGAGACAAGCUGGACGUUCCUGCCGCCAGCCUCACCGCACAUGGGCGGUAGCUGGGAACGGUUAAUUGGUAGCGUUAAGAAAAAUCUGAUGGCAAUUCUGCCUACAAGAAAGCUUACGGAUGAAGUCUUGCGCAACCUUCUUACAGAAAUUGAAAGUACCGUGAACUCGAGACCGCUAACACAUGUUCCGGUAGACGACGAUUCAGCACCCGCCUUGACCCCAAACCACUUCCUUCUCGGGUCAUCCAAUGGGUCAAAGCCGCUGUGCAACGCUGAUGACAGUGGUAGUGCCCUUCGUCAAACCUGGCUGCUUUCUCAGGUCCAGGCUAACCGAUUCUGGAAACGGUGGGUUACCGAUUACCUUCCUGAGAUAACCCGCCGCACGAAAUGGUUCAUGCACACCAAGCCGUUAGAGAUCAACGAUGUGGUUGUGAUUGUCGACCCCAAAUCUCCACGAAAUUGUUGGCCGAAGGGCAGAAUAAUCAACGUCCAGCCUGGAAGAGAUGGUCAACCAAGGUCAGCCACAGUGAGGACUGCAACUGGAAUCUACGAGCGUCCAGCAACUAAGCUGGCCGUGCUAGACGUACGGCGCGAAACAUAG
Messenger RNA from Aedes albopictus (Asian tiger mosquito), 6297 nucleotides. RefSeq lists its product as uncharacterized. Bases 1 to 6297 code for a protein of 2098 amino acids. Gene Ontology annotation, biological process: DNA integration. The transcript has a single exon. The record is from RefSeq and is a predicted model, not a curated record. NCBI's taxonomy places the organism in Eukaryota, Metazoa, Arthropoda, Insecta, Diptera, Culicidae. Gene Ontology annotation, molecular function: nucleic acid binding.